This is a messenger RNA of Dendroctonus ponderosae (mountain pine beetle), 1579 nucleotides long. RefSeq lists its product as uncharacterized. Lineage: Eukaryota; Metazoa; Arthropoda; Insecta; Coleoptera; Curculionidae. The coding region runs from base 160 to 1512 and encodes 450 amino acids. The transcript is spliced from 7 exons. The record is from RefSeq and is a predicted model, not a curated record.
CGAUCAGCCCAAUAAAAUUAUCACCAAUUUACAGCAAACAGUUUAGUAGAAAGACUGGCGCAUCGCAUUUCGCAUCGACAGCGCUAAUUCGAACUUGACCGAAACCGAUUUUUUUUGAUUUGAUUCGUUUUCCAGUUGAGUCCCAGUAGUUUAUGAACAAUGAGCGGUUCAUCAAUUAAAGUUAGUGCUAAUCAACCAGAACUGAUCGAACGCAACAAUACUGGAUCGGCAUCUCCGGAUCAGACUGGGACGAUCGGAUUGAAUAAAUGUGGAGUUCAGAACAAAUUUGAAAAGCAGCAUUCUCUGCAGGAUUUGUUGGACAAAGAAGCCAAAGAAACAAAAAUUCCAGCUUUUCAAAGAGGAAGAUCAAAUUCUGAUGGAGCCGCCCUGCAAUUGCUCGACUCUUCAGAAGCAUUUCCCAGCUUAUCGAAUACUGUUCUGGAAAAACUUGGUUUAUAUGGGGACGCCACCAGAGAGCAGCUGAAUGAAGACUCGGUGGAACAUAAAUUCACGAGUUUGUCCUUAGCUUUUACCAUAGACGCUACAACGAUUAAGGAUAGAUGUGAGAGGCAGAGAAGAGGCCGAGACCAAACGGAAAACAAUUUUAAUCAGGAAGUUGAGAGGCUGAAGGAUAAAUUGGCUCUAUUGAAGCCGUUGUGUGUGGAUUUUGAAACCGCUGAUCUUCUAUCGAAUUUGUUUGCUCAGGUGGAAACUUUAACUAAAGCCGCCUCCUUGGUGUCGAUAGCGGCAGAAAGAUAUGGAGCCGUCCAACACGAAGAACGCCUGACUGAGUCGGUUCAGUUGAUGGUUACUCAUGUCCAAACCCUCAAGCAGCAAAGAGACUCAGCCUUUAGGCAGUUGCAGUAUACCAAGCGCGUUUUACAAGAACCAGUUGUACAUACAGAAACGAAUGCAGCGAACCAGAAGUCUGGACAGAAUAAAGUUAUGGUUAGCAAGCGACGAGCUAGCACAGAUUCAGUGAAUUUUAGCAACCCGCAUGUUGAUCAAAACGUGAAAUUGAACAGGAGGAUUUCGGACCUUUCCUUUCGAGCUUCUCUAGGCAAAACCAGAUCGAGCAGAUUAGACUUGGGAAUGGAAUUGAACAAAAUCAAAGAAAUGUCUUUAGACGAAGGGUUUAAGGACGAGCCUCUGACAGUGUCCGAGAAAACAACGCCCGAAGACUCAAAGGAGGACUUAGAUUCGGAUUUUGAAGCAAGUUGCCUGGCUGAGAACGUAUGUGCUGGUCAAAUGCCCAAAGAUGAACAUAUUGUAGCAGAACUUUCUAGUAUCAUCAAAUUGAAAUGUAUGAUCUACAUUGAAGGCAUCCGAAAGAAAUUAUUGCAAGUUUCAAAAAAAUGGUCAGAAAAUGGUUAUCUUCAUGCCUUCCUCAACUCUUGUGCAGUUUUGUGUUUUUCCGUCAGUAUUCUGACCUUGGCCAGUAUAUUUCUGGAGCAAGAAUGUACUAAAGGGCCUACUUAUUGGUUAUUUCCUUGGCUGAAAAAGAGUAAAUAAUUUAGGAUGCCUUCCCUCUGGCUAGAAUUUUCUGAUUAAUAUAUGUAAUAUAUUUUAUUACAAAGUG